UGAAUUUAUGAAUUAUAUAGCGAUAGGAUGAACUCGAAUAACCAGCGAAAUGGGUGAAAACACAAAAAGCAUUAGUCCAUUAGGUAGACUACGGCCUACUUAAGAACGUAACCCAAUGUUGACAUGAAAAUGGAACGUCAACUUCACAAGAGGCUUAAAAAUAAAAAAUAAUAGGACAUAAUCCUACAAAAAAUGGAAGAGGAAGAAGAAUAGAAUUAUAUAGAUUAAUUUUUAAUAAUGUCAGUCGUUUGUUCUGAUUUGAAUUACAUCUUAUAUAAUAUAUUAGACUCACAUGCAUUAUGCAAAAUCAUAAGAUGCGCAGAAAUCAUUACUUCUGCUACUGACUUUUAUUAUACGACACAAGUCUAGAUAGCGCCACAUGCAUAAAAAACAAACUUUACUAAUACGCGACGAAAUAUUAUAAAAUGGAAUUAUUCGCCGAUUUUAAAUACAGUGUUCAUUUAUGUAUUGCAGAUAUUUACCAAUAACUAUGACUGCGGUAAAUUUAAAUCGACAAUGAGUAAUGAUAUUUGUUUUUCAAACAAAUACGAAAGGAUUUUUUAUUUUCUUAUGUGGACUGGUGGAGUUGCUUAUUCAAUUUAUAACGUUUAUUUAACGAAUAUCUAUUUUGUGGAUUAUUAUGAUUUAUAUUUUGAUUUUGUGCCUGGAUGGUCAUGGAUUGGGAAAAAGCAAGAUGUUUCUGAUCAAGAGUGGAGAACAUGGAUUCCCUUAAUGAUUACUUUAAUACCUUGGAUAUUUAUACAUCAUUUAGUUAGUCAAAUCAUUAAAAAUGUAUUCAACAAAGUGUUAUUAUGCUGCUGGUAUACCUCGGUAUCUAUCUCUUUUUUGUGCUAUUAUAUUGGAACAGUGGGCAUGUUCUGUAUAUUGGUACAAUCAUCUGUACUAUAUUUAUUAAAUUACAUUAAUAACAAGAAGAUUAUUUGGCUAAUACAUGUAUUAUUUCUAUUUAUAAUACAUAUUUUUAAAAUGCCAGAUGGUAUUUUUUACAAAUGGUUACAAUAUAAUGAUAAUAAGCAUUACCUUUUAAUGCUUGCAAUGUGUUGGAUUCAAUUGAGAUCUAUCAGUCAAAAUAUGGAUAAUUUUAAGAUUCAUUAUGAUAGAGAUUACACAUAUUUUUUCAAUAAUUAUCUUCAAAUGUUGGCAUAUUGUUUAUAUUUACCUACUCUUUUUUUGGGUCCAUUAAUCUUAUAUCAUGAAUUUUUCAAUUCAUUGAAUAAAUCACCAUCGAGAUGGAGUGUCAUGAAAGUGCAGACAAUAAUUAUUAAUCUAAUUAGAUAUACCUUUUGGUUAUAUUUUACUGAAUUUUCACUGCACUUCAUUUAUGUUAAUGUACUUCAAUAUCAUCCACAGAUUGUACAAAAUUUAAAUUCAUGGGCUCUAUAUGGUCUAGGAUAUUGUAUGGGACAAUUUUUUUUGAAUAAGUAUGUUAUUGUUUAUGGAACUAACAAAGUUUUAUGUGAAGCAGAUGACAUAAAAGCUCCUUUGCCACCUAAAUGUAUUGGCAGAAUUCACUUAUAUUCAGAUAUGUGGAAAUACUUUGAUAGGGGCUUAUAUAAAUUUCUUAUUAGGUACAUUUAUAUACCUGUUGUGAAAUCAAAGGACUAUCAUAGAAAGUUGUUUGCUUCUUUUUUAUGUUUUACAUUUGUCUUUUUAUGGCAUGGAAUGCAAACAAAUAUUUUUACAUGGGCACUUUUGAAUUUUAUUGGUUUAAAUAUUGAGAACUUAUCAAGAAUAAUUGGAAAUACCAAAAGAUAUAAUCAAAUUCAAACAAAAUAUCUUAGUUCUUGGAAUAUAAGACGAUUUAACUGUGCAUUAGCAAGUAUUCUUUUGGCAAUGUCUGCAAUAUCAAAUUUUUUUUUCUUUGCAGGACAAGAAAUUGGAAAUAUAUAUAUAAAUCGAAUAUUAAAAGAUUCAUGGAGUACUAUAUUGCUUUUACUCUUUUUCCUUUAUUGUUGUUGUCAUGUUUCAAUAGACAUGAAGCUGAUAGGAAUAUAAUGAUGCCUUACUUUAUUAAUAAUAUAUAUCAAGGAAUAAAUACAUAUACAAUAUAUUUUUAGAUGAGAAUAAAUAAGAAGUAAUAUAGAUAACUUUCAAAUCUAAGUAUUUAUGUAAAUGUUUAUAAGAGUUUAUUGAAGAUAAAUAUAAAAGAAGUACAAAAAUAUACUACAUAAUUAUUGUUAUCAUUCAUUGUAUUAACAUGUUUUUAUAAUAUACUUAUUAAGCAUAAUAAAUAUGAAUAAAAACUGACAUAUUAUUGUUUUAUUAUUAUUGCUGUAAUUAUAAGUAAUUUAUAUUGUUUUCUCUUGUUUUCAUUAUAUUAUAUAUUUCUUCUGUUUCUGCUUCCCUGAAGCAUGUAAAUCAUAAGG
This is a messenger RNA of Vespula pensylvanica (western yellowjacket), 2387 nucleotides long. RefSeq names its product protein-cysteine N-palmitoyltransferase HHAT (gene rasp). NCBI's taxonomy places the organism in Eukaryota, Metazoa, Arthropoda, Insecta, Hymenoptera, Vespidae. Gene Ontology annotation, biological process: protein palmitoylation. The transcript is spliced from 8 exons. The record is from RefSeq and is a predicted model, not a curated record. Gene Ontology annotation, cellular component: endoplasmic reticulum. Gene Ontology annotation, molecular function: palmitoyltransferase activity. Bases 517 to 2016 code for a protein of 499 amino acids.